AUGACUUUCCUCCCAGAGGCGAGGACACCUGGACGAGCGGCGGGGCGCGCAGUGGCCCUGACCCUCGUGCUGCUGCUCCCCGCCCUGUCUGCCGGCGCCCCGCCACGCCUGCCCCGGCUGCAGCCCAGCAUGCCCCACGUGUGCGCCGAGCGGGAGCUGACCCUGGUGGGCCAUCGCCAGCCCUGUGUGCAGGCCUUCAGCCGCACUGUGCCCAUGUGGACACCAGGCUGCGGGCCACAGAGGUGGUGCGUCAGCCACGUGAGGAGGACCUACUACUACACAGCCUACAGGCAGGUGUACACCACUGAGGCCCGGACACUGCUCAGGUGCUGUCCCGGGUGGACCCAGCGGCCCGGCGACAGGGGCUGUCUCUCCCCCGUCUGCAGCUCUGGAAUCUGCUUCAACGGCGGCCGCUGCCAGCCAGGCUCCACCCAGCCAUGCCUCUGUCCCCAAGGCUUCCAGGGUCCCCGUUGUCAGUACGAUGUGGACGAGUGCCAGGUGCACAACGGUGGCUGCCAGCACAGGUGUGUGAAUACCCCAGGCUCCUACCUCUGUGAGUGCAGGCCCGGCUUCCGGCUCCACACCGAUGGCAGGACCUGCCUGGCCAUCAACUCCUGCACCCUGGGCAAUGGUGGCUGCCAGCAUGACUGCAUCCAGCUCACAGCAACACGGCACCGCUGCCAGUGCCGGCCUGAGUACCAGCUCCAGGAGGACGGCAAGCGCUGCGUCCGGAGAAGCCCAUGCGCCGACCGAAAUGGUGGCUGCAUGCACACCUGUCAGGCCAGCCGGGGCCUCGCCCACUGCCAAUGCCACGCCGGCUAUCAGCUGGCCGAGGACCACAAGGCCUGUGAAGAUGUGGACGAGUGUGCCACGGGGCAGGCCCAGUGUGCCCAUGGCUGCCUCAAUACACAAGGAUCCUUCAAGUGCGUGUGCCAUGCGGGCUACGAGCUGGGCGCUGACGGCCGGCAGUGCUACCGCAUCGAGAUGGAAAUUGUCAACAGCUGUGAGGCCAACAACGGCGGUUGCUCCCACGGCUGCAGCCACACCAGCUCAGGGCCCCUCUGCACCUGUCCCCGUGGCUACGAGCUGGACGCAGACCAGAGGACGUGCAUCGACAUGGACGACUGUGUGGACUCACCAUGCUGCCAGCAGGUCUGCACCAACACCCCUGGUGGCUACGAGUGUAGCUGCUACGCGGGUUACCGGCUCAGCGCUGAUGGCUGUGGCUGUGAGGAUGUGGACGAGUGUGCCUCCAGCCACAGCAGCUGUGAGCACCACUGUGCCAACCUGGCCGGCUCCUUCCAAUGCUCCUGCGCGGCAGGCUUCCGGCUGCUGGAGGACCGCAGGGGCUGCGCCCCACUGGAGGAGCCGGCGGUGGACCUGGAUGGUCAGCUGCCCUUCUUACGCCCCCUGCCCCACAUCUCGGUGCUGCGGGACGAGCUGACCCAGCUCUUCGAGGACGAGGAGGAUGGCAUGGCUGACGAGGAGGAGGUGGAGGCGCGGGGCGAGCAUACGCUGGCCGAGAAGUUCGUCUGCCUGGACAACUCCUUCGGGCACGACUGCAGCCUGACCUGCGACGACUGCAGCAAUGGGGGUACCUGCCUGCCGGGCCUGGAUGGCUGCGACUGCCCUGAGGGCUGGACUGGACUCAUCUGCAACCAGACGUGUCCUCCAGACACCUUUGGGAAGAACUGCAGCUCCUCCUGCAGCUGUCAGAACGGUGGGACCUGUGACCCUGUAACGGGGGCCUGCCGCUGCCCCCCAGGUGUCAGCGGAGCCCACUGUGAGGAUGGCUGCCCCAAGGGUUUCUACGGCAAGCAGUGCCGGAAGAAGUGCCACUGCGCCAACCGAGGCCGGUGCCACCGCGUCUACGGGGCCUGCCUCUGCGACCCGGGGCUCUAUGGCCGCUUCUGCCACCUCGCCUGUCCCCCAUGGGCCUUCGGACCGGGCUGCUCGGAAGAGUGCCUCUGUGACCAGCGGAACACGCGGGCAUGCGACCGGAGGGACGGCAGCUGUGCCUGCAAGCCAGGCUUCUGGGGGGAGUGGUGCCAGCACGAGUGCCAGCUGGGGUUCUUCGGGCCGGGGUGCCAGCAGGCAUGCUCCUGCCCACCAGGUGUGGCCUGCGAUCCCGAGAGCGGUGAGUGUCAGAAGCAGUGUCCUGCCGGCUACCAGGGCAAGGACUGUGACCAAGAGUGCCCUGGGGGCACGUUUGGCGUGAACUGCUCCAUCUCCUGCUCCUGCCGGGGGGCCCCCUGCGACCGGGUCACAGGGCAGUGCCUGUGCCCACCAGGGAGGACCGGGGACGACUGUGGGGCAGAGUGUCCCGAGGGCCGCUGGGGACUCGGCUGCCAGGAGAUCUGCCCCACAUGUGACCACGGUGCCAGCUGUGACCCAGAGACAGGAGCCUGCCUGUGCCCACCUGGCUAUGUGGGCAGCCACUGCCAGGACGCAUGCCCGGCAGGCUGGUUUGGGCCUGGCUGCCAGGCCAGGUGUUCCUGUGCCAAUGCAGGGCACUGCCACCCAGCGACCGGGCAGUGCAGCUGUGCCCCAGGGUGGACGGGCUUUGACUGCCGCAGAGCCUGUGAUGGGGGGCACUGGGGGCCUGACUGUAGGCACCCCUGCAACUGUAGCUCUGGGCACGGGAGCUGUGAGGCUGCCAGCGGCCGCUGCCUGUGUGAGGCCGGCUACACGGGCCCACGCUGCGAGCACCGGUGUCCCCAGGGCUACUUUGGACUGGGCUGUGGACAGCGGUGUCGGUGUGAGCACAGUGCAGCCUGCGACCACAUCAGCGGGGCCUGCACCUGCGCAGCCGGCUGGAGGGGCACCUUCUGCGAGCGUGCCUGCCCUGCCGGCUUUUUUGGCGUGGACUGCCUCAGGGCCUGCGACUGUGCCGGUGGAGCCCCCUGUGACGCUGUGAGCGGGGCCUGUGUCUGCCCAGCAGGCUGGCGUGGCCCUCGUUGUGAUCAGGCCUGCCCCGCCCACACCUAUGGGCUCAACUGCAGCCAGGCUUGCCUCUGUGCCAACGGGGCGGCGUGUGACCCAGUGCUCGGGGGGUGCCGCUGCACCCCAGGCUGGACAGGGCCCACCUGCCUACAGGCCUGCCCCGAAGGCUUGUACGGUGAGGACUGCCAGCGCCCCUGCGUCUGUCAGAAUGGAGGCACCUGUGACCCUGUCUCAGGCCACUGCUCGUGCCCUGAGGGCUGGGCUGGCUCAGCCUGUGAGCAGGAGUGUCUCCCUGGGCGCUUCGGGGCCGGCUGCCAGUACAGCUGCGACUGCCUCAACGGGGGGCUCUGCAACCCCCGCACGGGCACCUGCCUCUGCCUGGCUGGCUGGGGUGGGGACAGGUGCCAGAGCCCCUGCCCACCUGGCUGGUUUGGAGAGGCCUGUGCCCAGCGCUGCCACUGCCCACCAGAUGCUGCCUGCCACCAUGUCAGUGGGGAGUGUGGCUGUCCCCCUGGCUUCACUGGGCCCAGCUGUGAGCAGGCCUGCCCGCCUGGCACCUUUGGAAAAGACUGUGCCCAAAGAUGCCAGUGUCCCAGUGAGAACCAGGCCUGUGACCCCAUCCUGGGGACCUGCAUGUGUGUGGCUGGCUACCAUGGCAGUGGCUGCCAGCAACGCUGCCCACCUGGGUGGUUCGGGCCGGGCUGUGAGCAGCAGUGUGUAUGCCACAACAGUGGCUCCUGUGAUGCGGCCACGGGUGCCUGCCACUGCCCCGCUGGGUUUCUGGGGGCCGACUGCAGCCUUACCUGCCCACAGGGCCAUUUUGGGCCUGGCUGUGUCCACAUGUGUGAGUGUUGGGGGGGAGUGGCCUGUGACCCCGUGACGGGCGCCUGCACCUGCCCCCCCGGGAGAACUGGCGCCCACUGUGAGCACGGCUGCCCCAAGAACCAUUUUGGCAUGGGCUGUGAGAGCGUGUGCCUCUGCAGAAACGGGGGUCUGUGCCACCCUGCCAAUGGCAGCUGUGCCUGCAGCCUGGGCUGGACAGGGCUGCACUGUGAGCAGGCCUGCCCACCUGGGCGCUACGGUGCUGCCUGCCGCCUGGAGUGCUCCUGCCACAAUGGCGCUACCUGCGAGCCCGCCACGGGGGCCUGCCACUGCAGUCCCGGCUUCUACGGCCCUGCCUGCGAGCACCCUUGUCCCCCGGGCUUCCAUGGGGCCGGCUGCCGGGAGGCAUGCCAGUGUCAGCAUGGAGCCCCCUGCCACCCCAUCACUGGCCAGUGCCUCUGCCCUGCCGGCUUCCAGGGCCAGUCCUGUCAGCAGAGGUGCGAGCCGGGCUCCUUCGGGGAGGGCUGUCGGCAGCGGUGUGCUUGCGAGGGGGGAGCACCCUGCAACCCUGUCACCGGCCUCUGCCUCUGCCCGCCUGGGCACAUGGGAACCACCUGUGACCUUGAGUGCACAGGGGGGCAUUUCGGACCCGGCUGUGCCCUGCAUUGUGAUUGUGGGGGCGGGGCUGACUGUGACCCUGUCAGCGGGCAGUGCCACUGCGUGGAUGGCUACACAGGGCCCACGUGCCGAGAAGGUGGGUCCCCCCAGCUCCUGGAAAGCCUGUCCCCAGGCCUGGGCCCAGGUAAAGGGAUGGGGAAUGCUCACAUCAUUGGCAGCCACACGCCCAGCCUCCCACAGCCCAUCAUCCAGGCUCAGCGACAGGGCAGCAGUGAACCAGUAGUUCUGAGGCAGCACUGGCUGAGACUCCGCCUCCCGUACUCCGGCCGAGGCGACCCAGGGGCUUUGGUGAUGGCUGAGGGUGCUCCAUGGACCCAGGACUCCGGCUCCGCCCUCAGCAGCAUAAGCACCUUCUCUCCGGAGGACUGUGGACAGAUGUAG
Messenger RNA from Trichechus manatus latirostris (Florida manatee), 4824 nucleotides. RefSeq names its product multiple EGF like domains 6 (gene MEGF6). Bases 1 to 4824 code for a protein of 1607 amino acids. The transcript is spliced from 37 exons. Lineage: Eukaryota; Metazoa; Chordata; Mammalia; Sirenia; Trichechidae. The record is from RefSeq and is a predicted model, not a curated record. Gene Ontology annotation, molecular function: protein binding; calcium ion binding.